UCUCUCUCUCAUUAUCUCUGUUUCUCUCUCUCUCUCUGUCCUCUUUUGCUCUCUUUCAUUCUACACACUCCGGAAGCAUAUGUCACCGCGCUCAAGGAAUCGCCUCCUUCUCCUCUCUCCUUUUUCUCAUCAAUAGCUUCUUUUUGUUUUCCCAUCCACCUUACUAUCCUUCGGUUCUCUUCUGUUCUCUUCGGUUCUCUUCCCUUCUUUCUAAACCUAGAACCAUGUUCUAUUUCCAGCUGGUGAUCAUGGCUGGGACGGUUCUCCUGGCGUACUACUUUGAGUACACAGACACAUUCCCCGUUCACGUCCAAGGGUUCUUCUGUUUCGACAAGACGUUCUCCAAACCGUACCCCGGACCCGAGGACGACAGCAAGGCGCCGCCGGCACUGGUCUACUCUCUGGUCACCGCUAUCCCUACUGUCACGAUUCUGAUUGGAGAGGUGACAACGUUCUUUGUGAAAGCGGAGGGGGCUCAGGAGAAGACCAUUGUGACGGCUGACUGCUGUUACUUCAACCCCCUCCUCCGCAGGAUAGUACGCUUUCUGGGUGUCUACUCCUUUGGCCUCUUCGCCACCACCAUCUUCGCCAACGCAGGCCAGGUGGUGACAGGAAACCAGACCCCUCACUUCCUGUCUGCCUGCCGCCCCAACUACACAGUCUUGGGCUGCCAGUCCCCCAUGCAGUACAUCACAGAGCGCCGCGCCUGCACUGGGAACCCCUACCUGGUUGCGUCUGCACGCAAGUCCUUCCCCUCCAAGGACGCGGCCCUCAGCAUCUACUCUGCUGUCUACACAGUGAUGUACGUGACGCUGGUGUUCCGUACAAAGGGCACCCGGCUGACCAAGCCCACCCUGUGUCUGACCCUCCUGUCCCUGGCUGUGCUGGUGGGGGUGGUGAGGGUCACGGAGUACAGGAACCAUUGGGGUGACGUCCUGGCUGGAUACCUGACCGGAGGGGCCAUCGCUGCCUUCCUGGUGACAUGUGUGAUCAACAACUUCCAGCAGACGGCGUCAGCCCUGCCCCCGCUGCCCCCCCAGCGCCCUCAGCCCCCCCACGGCAUGCUACUGUCCACCCUACCUCGCGUGGAGAGUCCACUUGAAAAGUUAAGUUGCCCUCAGGUUCCAAGACUACCGUACACUGAGAUCACAUGACCAUCAGCCAUACCUGUGCCCCGCCCCUCCCGAUGUGCUCCUCCCCUCGCGGCGCUUCAUCUCCAGCGAAGUCUAGACCUGCCCUCCAUCUCUGAGCACCACGCCCCCUGCCCCGCCCACCCUGAGGGGCGGCCCCCUCUCCGACGCUCGUUCUCCACCCAGGUCUAGAACAUGGAACCUAGAACCGAAAUCACCCAGAUCCAACCUCAAAACAACCUUACCUGGGAGGGACUACCUGGACUUGUCCAAUAAGAAAGGCUUGUUUUCGUUUUCCGCUGCAAAACAUUUUGCUACGGUGUGCAGUAAUGAAUACGACCCUGAAGUAGGUAGAAGUUUACCCUAACCAUUAAUACAUGGUCAAAUAUCUUGUCAUCCUUGUAUGGUUAGGGUUGGGGGUAAGGGGAAUCUGAUCCUAGAUCUGUGGUUAGCCUCCAUCACCAAGGAGACGACCCAGGCCACGGCCAUGGUAACCGGC
Messenger RNA from Oncorhynchus kisutch (coho salmon), 1629 nucleotides. Its product is annotated as phospholipid phosphatase-related protein type 5. The transcript has 6 exons. The coding region runs from base 225 to 1154 and encodes 309 amino acids. NCBI's taxonomy places the organism in Eukaryota, Metazoa, Chordata, Actinopteri, Salmoniformes, Salmonidae. Gene Ontology annotation, molecular function: phosphatidate phosphatase activity. The record is from RefSeq and is a predicted model, not a curated record. Gene Ontology annotation, biological process: phospholipid metabolic process; phospholipid dephosphorylation; signal transduction. Gene Ontology annotation, cellular component: plasma membrane.